CCCACAGGUAGACCAGAGGUGGUUAUUAGCAGGAGGUGGGCUCGCCUAGCCUCUCCUCUGAAGGAGCGAACCUCAGCAGGUCGGAGCAGCACGGAAACAGGAGCAAUACUCAUAAAGGCUGGUUACGGUGUUCCAACAUGUACGCUGAUACAUGCACUACCCUUCUCUUCACUUUGCUGCUCCUUCCAGUCCAACAUGCUGCCUCUGUGCAGGAGAUCCAAACCAACCAUGAGAACAUAGCAAAAAUCAACUCAGCUGCACAAAUGAUGCAGUGCUCAUCAGUCAUGGACAUCCUCUUUCUCAUGGAUGGAUCCUACAGUAUCGGGAAGGGAACCUUCGAGAGGUCCAAACAUUACGCAGUCAAGCUGUGCGAUGGCCUAGAUGUUGCUCCGGAUAAGGUGCGAGUGGGUUUGAUUCAGUUUGGAACCGUUCCCAGGUUUGAGUUUACUCUGGACUCGUACUCCACCAAACAGGAGCUGAAGAAACACAUAAAGAAGAUUUCAUACAGAGGAGGCAGCACCCAGACAGGCUUGGCUCUAAAAUACAUCCUGAGGAAAGGUUUUCCAGGUGGCCGCAACUCCUCCAGCGUCCCCCGUGUGGCCAUCCUCUUGUCUGAUGGGAGGUCUCAGGGCAGCGUGGUCCAGGCGGCUGCGCAGCUUAAAGAGAAGGGCGUGGUCCUGUUUGCUGUCGGCCUGCGGUACCCCAAAUGGGAAGAACUGCAUGCCCUUGCCAGUGAGCCACAAGAAAGUCACGUCUUCUUUGCAGAGCAUUUCUUUGAUGCUGUUAACGGCCUGUACAGCACACUGAGCAUGUUCUCUUUCUGCAACGCCACACCUGCAGGUUGUCAGGUGGAAACCUUCCCCUGUGAGAGAAAGACUCUGGAGACAGUCAAAGAACUACAGGGGAAUUUUAUGUGCUGGAAAGGUUCCAGGGGAUAUUCCCCAUAUACGUCGCUCUGCCCUUACUACAGGUAUAGUCGAGUUUACAGGAGACACCAGACUGUGUGCCAUCGGACCAUUUGUUCAGAUCCCUGUGACUCUCAGCCGUGUAUGAACGGUGGAUCAUGUGUGUCAGAAGGUCUGGAGCUCUACCACUGUGUGUGCCCACCUGGAUAUGGGUCAGACCCGCACUGUGCUCCUGCUUUAUCCUUGGACUGCUCCAUUGAUGUGCUUUUCCUACUGGAAGGCUCUACCGCUCUGACGUUAGAAGGCUUCCUUCGUAUCAAAUCCUUCUUAAAGCGCUUCCUGCAGACUGUCAUUGGCUCUGACAGCCCCAGUAAAGUGGGCCUGGCUGUGUUCGGCGGGGAGACCAGAGUUGAAGCUCAGGUUGGGAAAUUUAAAGGAAACACCAGGAGUCUCCUCGAGGCUCUGGAUUCACUGCAACCGCCCGGAGGCUUGGCCUUGACUGGCCAGGCGCUGCGGCAUGUGACCCGGCAUGGCUUUGUGAGCGAGCCUGUCUUUGCAGAUGUCUCAGAUGACCUCCCGCAUGUUGUGGUGCUGCUCGCCGCCACUCCUGCUGCCGACGAGGUGGUCGAGGCCGCAAAAUAUGCACGAGAUAGAGAGAUCUUCCUGAUUGGGGUGGGACCGCACAGACUGAGGGGAGAGCUGAAUAAUAUCACAGGAAAUCCUCAGAGGACUCUAACAUAUCAAUCACCUGACAGGCUCAUCGGAAAGAUACCUGAGCUGAAGGCCAAGAUCUGCAGCGUGGAUACACAAGGGUGCCUGGGGCAGGCGGUGGAUCUGGUGUUUGCUCUGGAUGCAUCAGCUGGAGUUGGCCGUGAAAACUUUGCUACCCUGCAGGACUUUGUGCGCAGCAUCUCCGUUCAGUUCGACAUCAGCCGCGACGUGGCCCAGGUGGCCUUGGUAGCCUACAACCGCAGAGCCAUCACUGUGUUUGGCCUGGACGCCCAUGAGAGCGGCUCCGCCAUCCUGGAGGCUGUGGGGGAAGCCAGCUACAUGGGUGGAGGGGUGUCGUCAGGUACAGCACUGCUCCACAUCUACUCCAAAGUGCUGACUGUAGCCAACGGUGCCAGACCGGGGGUCAACAAGGCCGUGGUGGUGGUGACCGACGGCUCGGGUGGAGAUGAUGCCGUUGUGCCAGCUCAGAAGAUAAGAGACAGCGGCGUUUCAGUUUUUGUGGUCGGUAUUGGAGACAUGCAGAGGGACAAAGUGAUGCUGAUCGCAGGUUCAGAGGAGUACAUGAUCUCUGUGCCAUCUUAUGAGGAUCUCAAGUACUUUGAGGACGUGCUGGUUCAGAUGCUGUGCUCAGAGGUGAAGAAACCUCCGAACCUGUGCAAGCCAAACCCUUGCAUGCAUGACGGGGUCUGCAUCCUCUCAGGAGGAAGCUUCAGAUGUCAGUGUCAAGGCUAUGAGGGACUACACUGUGAGAAACGAAGCAGCAGGUCCUCAUCCAGAGGGGAUUUUCCAAAACCUGUUGGUCUGAGAAAGAAGAGCAGACAGAAGAAGAGCCACCAGGAGCUGCUGUAUCACUACAAACUACAUCGCCGGAGACACACUGCCUGAAACUCAACAACUAUGCAGAGAGAAAAAAAAAUGGUGUGAGCGCUUAAAAAUAUGGGAUGUUUGUGCAGUAAGAGAAAACUGAUUCAUUUUUCUGUAUUUAAUAUUUGUCACAGUGGCAGCAUGAGCUUUGUGUUUAUCUCAUUUCUGUCACCGCUUGUUUAAGUAAAGUUUUUUAUUUCCUC
This is a messenger RNA of Cyprinodon variegatus (sheepshead minnow), 2704 nucleotides long. It is a transcript of the gene vwa2, whose product is annotated as von Willebrand factor A domain containing 2. NCBI's taxonomy places the organism in Eukaryota, Metazoa, Chordata, Actinopteri, Cyprinodontiformes, Cyprinodontidae. Bases 138 to 2522 code for a protein of 794 amino acids. The transcript has 14 exons. The record is from RefSeq and is a predicted model, not a curated record. Gene Ontology annotation, molecular function: calcium ion binding.